This is a messenger RNA of Exophiala mesophila, 1608 nucleotides long. RefSeq lists its product as uncharacterized. The transcript has 2 exons. Bases 397 to 1320 code for a protein of 307 amino acids. Lineage: Eukaryota; Fungi; Ascomycota; Eurotiomycetes; Chaetothyriales; Herpotrichiellaceae. The record is from RefSeq and is a predicted model, not a curated record.
AUCGCCAGUUUUAUGAUGAGUAUGAAAUCUCCUCUGAUCUUUCCGACUUUGUGUUUCAAAACUUUUUGAAAUUGACGCCGCACCUGACGCCUCCAAGUUUGAGAUCUCUUGCAUGGUGGCAUUGGGCUGGAUAUCAACAUUCAUAAGAUGGUGGUCAACCUCAAAUCAUCCAGGCAUCCAAGUUCUUCCUUUGUCCAGUCCUACGGCCCAGCAAGGGUUCAUUUCAGUCAUUGCUCUCAUUGCUCAUUUGUUGCAUCUCAAAUCUGCACACUCGUUGUCCAGCGUCCUUUCUUAUCAUAAUUUCAUCUGUGUUGUUGUUCGGUGGCAACCCAGUAUUUUUCUUACCGGCCUGAACCUGGCGUUCAGACCUUUAAAUUGCCCUCACCUUGACAGGGCAUGACUCGGCGCCUUGUUCCGGAUAGCAUGCCCAAAAAGCAAGCCAUUCCUCGUCGAGCUUCAGCACGAGUAGGGCCCUACGAAAGACGUCCAUCAACAACGACCAAUAUGGCCACGAUCAUGAAUCGGCCUAUGCAGUCAUGGCCAGCUCCCCACACCAACCAUCACCUGGGAUGGGAUGCCUCGAUGCAGUAUCCCCAACAACCUAUGUUGACGAAUGGGUAUAUGGAGAUGCAGCCUGUGCGCCCUCCUCCUCCAAUUCAGGCGCCGGCCAUGCAUAACGACUCUCUCAUCCGGCCAGGGACGAGUGGCCCAUGGACGGCGGAGGAAGAUUCUAUCCUGGUGGAUGAAAGAAGUCGAGGUUUGGCAUGGGACGACAUCCACAACCGACACUUUCCAACCAAGUCGGGCAAUGCAUGUCGCAAGCGACAUGAGAGGUUGAUGGUCAAGGCUCGGGAGUCUGACUGGGAUGACACGAGAAUCUCCAAUCUACUCAACGUGUAUCACAGUCAACGUGAGACCAUCUGGGCUCCACUAGCCAAGACGUUGGGAGAGAGAUGGGAAGACGUGGAAAAAGUGCUGUUUCAACAAGGCCUUCGAAGCCUCCGAGCAGGACAACGUGUUCGACAUAGUCGCACCCAAUCUCGCACGAGCUCGAAUGCAGCGGCGGUCAACGAGUUCGAGCGAGGAUCUUCACAUUCAGAGUACGACAACACAGACGACAGUGGGAUUGGACUGGGCCCAGGAGGUCACAGUCGAAGAAGCAGCGAACUCACCACAAUGGUGCCGCCGUCCAGUCUUCCUGGGGUUGACCACAUCUUGGCCCACCAGCACAUGACGGGCAGUUACGGGUCCGAGACACAAGGGGUGAAUGGGUACGGCGGUGUAACACACCCGAACAGCCAACUGCGGGAUUGGGUAUAAAAGCCACGAGGCGGACGGGAUAAGCCAGGAGACAAAAGUCUUCUCCGGUUUAGGGACAAUAGACAAAGGGUGUGGCGAUGAAGCGUUGACGAAUUUGCUUUUUUGUUACUGAAAGACUUGCAAUUGGAACGGGAGGGAUGUAUGACGACGAGUGGCAUUAUCAUGCAAGUCUAUCGAGCAGAGCGGCUCCAUGACACGGCGUUUUUGGGCGAACUUGUAACAUGUAUGAUGUAUCAGAUUGUACAGUAUCGAUCAAGAUCUACGACCAAGAUGUAUGUAAGAAGAAAC